Messenger RNA from Cuscuta europaea, 2199 nucleotides. Lineage: Eukaryota; Viridiplantae; Streptophyta; Magnoliopsida; Solanales; Convolvulaceae. The record is from the annotation of a GenBank genome assembly.
CCUAGUGAAGGGUUUAAUUAAUAUAGCCUUAGGCAACGAAGAUGAGGACAGACGCGAUGGUAGCAACUCAUCCCACACUUGCGACGAGCGAUCCAGAUCCACUUGGGCGCAGGUGGUAUCAGGGGACGAGAUUAACAGUGACCGUAUGCAAGGAUUUCCAGCACAGGAUGAUUAUGACCAGCACCAUGAAAGAUAUGAAGGUGGUAGGCAGGAGGAUCAUCCCAACCUCCAUCAAGGAUAUGAAAUGAGUAGGCAGGAUUAUUAUGGCCAAAUUCAUGGGAAUGAAAAGGUUGAGCAGGAAAAGAGUGAGAGCUGGGAAACUGUCCACAAGAAAACUUCAAAGCUUCAUCAAAAGGUGCAUAUGCAUCAUUGGGAUAGUUACAUGAAGCCUGCUGUUGAGCAAGACUACUCUGAUGAGGUUAAAUGUGGUGCUGACAUGAAUCCAUCAGGAGAAGAGCUUGCUAACAUAUCAAAAGCUUGUAACAAACUCUGGGAACUAGAUUUAAAUCGUUUAGUUCCUGGAAAAGAUUACCAGAUUGAUGUAGGGGAUGGAAAAAAGGUCCACCAAAGAGAGGACAUGGCGGAUGGGUGCUUGUUUUCCUGGAUGAGCAAAGAUGUUAUGGAGAAGCCCACUUAUUCUCGGUUUUGUUGUCUUUUGGAUAAUUACAACCCACGUGAUGGAUAUAAAGAAGUUGUAACAACUAAAGAACACCAAGAGCAGUUGGCAUUCAUUGAGGAGAUCAGUAGAACAGCACCUAUAAAAUAUUUACAUAACUAUCUGUCAGCAAAGAGUGUGGUUUCUGAAAGUCAACAGGAGUUCAAGAGAAUGUUGAAGAGUCUCUGGUUUGACCUUUAUGCCCGAGGCGGUACAUCUGGCUCUUCUUCAGCUUUCGAGCAUGUUUUUGUUGGAGAAAUAAAGGAGCGUGGAGAGGGAGAAGUUUCAGGUUUCCAUAAUUGGCUUCAGUUUUAUCUCGAAGAAGUGAAGGGCAACGUAGAUUAUCAAGGAUACAUCUUUCCUCGAAGGCGGGGAGAAAUUCCUGACGCAGAGACUCAGUUACUCACAAUCCAGUUCGAAUGGAACGGCAUACUAAAAUCCGUGUCGAGCACUCUGGUUGGAGUGAGCCCAGAGUUUGAACUAGCAAUCUAUACUCUGUGUUUCUUGGUGGGAGGGGAAGACAACCACAUUGAGCUCGGGCCCUACUCUGUUAAUAUCAAAUGCUAUCACUUGGGAAAUAGAAUUGGAUCUACUUUUCCAAUAGCAGAAUGAUGAGAGUAUAAUAAUGAAGGUAUUAUCUGUUGGCAAAUCUGGAAAUCAUAUGUCAGUUUGAUUUGGGGUUCUGAUGGUGCCGCUCCUACGUCUGCUUCACUAAUUUUUCAAAUUAAGCUUUUUACUCAAAAUUGGGUUUCAAGCUUCUCUUCUAUUAAGAGUAAUCAGGUGGGAGAUAUUCUAUAUGAAGAAAAUCUGAUUGAUAGGUCUUUUCGACCCCCUCGUCCCUCAGUAAGAAUUAUUGGUUGGAGGAAACCUGAGCGUUUCUUGAAAUUAAAUGUGGAUGCGAGUUUCUCACCUCAACGAGUGGCAGGAGGUGCUAUCUUGAGGAACAGCGAAGGUAGGUUGGUGAUUGCGACUUCCUAUCCGGUUCAAGCUUUUUCCGUCUUUGAGGCAGAACUUCUCUUUGUGAAACAUGCGACUGCUUGGGCGAUGGAGGCUGGUUUUAGAGACUUUUGUGUGGAAAUGGAUUCGAAGGAGGUGCUGGAUUAUCUCAGCAGGAAGGGUGGAGGAAGAUGGAGCGAUGAAAUCAGGAAUUUGUUGGCUCUGUCCGAAAUGAGGGGAGUUUCCUAUUUCGACGUUUUGAGGGAAGCGAAUUGAGCUGCACACUUCUUAGCAAAUGUCCCAACAGAUCGGCCCAUUUUUUAUUACAGAGAUGCUGAGUUACCACCCCAGACCCGGAAUGCGUAUUUGAUGGAUCUUGUUGGGCUUCCGUCCCUUCGAGUUGGUUUUUAAUCUUCCUUCUGCGAUUGUCUCUUGUAGUACUCGGGUCUUAUUUGUUUUUACCUUUUCAGGUUGUUUGAUUUCUUCGGGAGAGGUUUUGGUCUAGUCCCCUUCUCUCUUUGUACGAUUAUUCUUUUCUAAUAAAACACGACAAAUGUUUACCGGCGUUUGCCCCACUGAUUUUGGUGGUUUGCCUACCGAGUUAAAAA